This is a messenger RNA of Terrapene triunguis (Three-toed box turtle), 290 nucleotides long. It is a transcript of the gene GMFG, whose product is annotated as glia maturation factor gamma. Gene Ontology annotation, molecular function: actin binding; Arp2/3 complex binding. The record is from RefSeq and is a predicted model, not a curated record. Gene Ontology annotation, cellular component: actin cortical patch. Gene Ontology annotation, biological process: actin filament debranching; negative regulation of Arp2/3 complex-mediated actin nucleation. The transcript is spliced from 4 exons. The annotation marks the transcript as partial. NCBI's taxonomy places the organism in Eukaryota, Metazoa, Chordata, Testudines, Emydidae.
GACAUCUCUCCGGAGGAGCUGAAGAGCGAGCUGCCAGAGCGCCAGCCCCGCUUUGUGGUGUACAGUUACAAAUACGUCCAUGAUGACGGGCGCAUCUCCUACCCGCUCUGCUUCAUCUUCUCCAGCCCAGUCGGGUGCAAGCCGGAGCAGCAGAUGAUGUAUGCUGGGAGCAAGAACAGGCUGGUGCAGGCAGCCGAGCUCACCAAGGUGUUCGAGAUCCGGACCACGGAGGACCUGACCGAGGAGUGGCUGCGGGAACGGCUGGCCUUCUUCCGCUAGGAGGCGGAGAG